Messenger RNA from Lolium rigidum, 796 nucleotides. RefSeq lists its product as uncharacterized. Gene Ontology annotation, cellular component: nucleolus. Bases 1 to 597 code for a protein of 198 amino acids. The record is from RefSeq and is a predicted model, not a curated record. NCBI's taxonomy places the organism in Eukaryota, Viridiplantae, Streptophyta, Magnoliopsida, Poales, Poaceae. The transcript has 2 exons.
AUGGCUUCGCACAUCGACUUCCGCUACCUCGACGAGGGCCUCGGCGGCGCGCGCGGCAAGCGCAAGCGCCGGGAGGAGGAGGCGGCCGCCGAGUCCAUGGACGUCGACGCCGAGGUCCCCCGUCCAUCCAAGCUCCGCGCCGUCCCCUCCCUCUCCGACCCCUCCAAGCCGGCGGGCUUCGGGCAGCCCACCUACGACGGCGUCAUCGCCGGGCGCGUCUCGGGGCGGAGCUGGAAGGAGCCCCGCACGCGCCGCUCGUCCGCGCUCAUGGUCUCCCGGAAGCCCGUGCCGCUGGAGCAGCGCGUGCGCGACAAGUCCCUCAAGAGGGCGUACCAGGCGCGCAAGGCGGAGCUCAAGGAGGAGAUCCGCCAGAACAAGGCCGCCAAGCGCACCAGGCGGCAGGAGCGGGAGAAGCUCAAGAAGGAGAACGUCCUGCGCACCGGCUCCAAGCUGCAGAAGGUGACCAACCCCAAGACCAUCCAGAAGAUCGCCAAGUCCAAGAAGCGUCACCAGCUCAAGGUCGUCUCCGACGAGAUCUUUGGCAAGAAGAAGUCGGAGGACGCCCGCCGUAUGCAGGUGCCUGGCUUGGAGAACUGAGUAGCCACCUAUCCCUUUUCCUUUUUUCUCGCAUUGUGUGAUGUCGAAGUUUGUUAGUUCUAUGAGAAGUUUUUAAAAAUUAUAGAAGAAUGUAUUGCUCAAAAUUACAUUCUGAACCUAUUACUACCUUUACUCCUCCAGAUUACAUAAAGCUCGUGUUGAUGAUCUACCAUCAUCACCCAUGUCACAUUGUGGACAU